Messenger RNA from Hypoxylon fragiforme, 2093 nucleotides. Its product is annotated as isoprenoid synthase domain-containing protein. The record is from RefSeq and is a predicted model, not a curated record. Lineage: Eukaryota; Fungi; Ascomycota; Sordariomycetes; Xylariales; Hypoxylaceae. Gene Ontology annotation, molecular function: prenyltransferase activity. The coding region runs from base 570 to 1748 and encodes 392 amino acids. The transcript is spliced from 2 exons. Gene Ontology annotation, biological process: isoprenoid biosynthetic process.
UGUACAUACUACUAUAUAUACCUAGUAUCCGAGCAGUUCAGUUCAGGGCCUCAGGCAUUGUAUUACCUACAUGAUGUACCUAGUAUGCAUGUGAUAGCAGAUGCAGGCAGUGUACGAAUAGUUACAAAGUACCUAGGCAGCUCGCAUAAAACAUCCUUGAUCAAAAAGGUGUUACUUGCAUUAGUUCCCCCCAAUUAUUCAAUCCAUCUACCUAGGUUAGGCUCUAAUGAUGACAAUUCGUAUUUAUUCAUAAUAAAUCACAGUACUUAAACCGAUGCGACACCAAAAGCAGCCUAAACCGAUAUUUCCGACCAGUUUGAUACUGCGAUAUUACUGCGACACUGAGACACAUACAUGCCAACAGUUCAAAGUUGUACCUGGAACGGUGAAUGGAUACAUGCUUACCUAGAUACUUGGUAUUUAAGUUCACGCCAGCACAGGGCUACCUACUGUAGGUAGAUAGCCAUAAAUCUCCAACAGCUUCCCAACCUUCUUUAGUUUUUAGUUUUCGAGAUCUCUCCUUCCGUUAGAGGAGAAGGAGUGAGGUCAUUACGCAUUACGACGCAAUCAUGGUUCCCAACACCAACGGUACUACCUCUCUCCCUCUCCAAUCCCCCAAUGCCAUUCCUCCUAGAACCUCUUCGACUGGUUACGCCACUCCUUUUCCUCCCGCCAAGUCCGUCUUACGACCUGUUCCAGAAUCAGACUGGCUCGGUCAGAAUACCAACAACAACAACAACAACAACCGUCUUCGAAGAGAAUCUUUUAGUAGCGCCAAUCCCUUGACAGGCAUGCACGCUACCGGCUCUCAAGAUCCUGCUCGCUAUGAGACCGAAGAUCUAAACUACACCACAAGGAAGACAUGGACUGAGCAAAAGGAGAAGGUUCUCAUGGGUCCUUUCGAUUACCUGUUCGCUCAUCCUGGCAAGGAUUUCCGUACACUUAUGGUCAAUGCUUUCAAUGCCUGGUUGGAAGUGCCGCAGGAGAGCCUAGAUAUUAUUACCAAGGUCGUCGGCAUGUUACACACAGCAUCUUUGCUAGUUGAUGAUGUCGAGGAUAAUUCCUCGCUGCGAAGGGGCUUGCCUGUUACCCACAGCAUCUUCGGCACCGCGCAAACCAUCAAUUCGGCCAAUUACGUCUACUUUUGCGCCUUGCAAGAGCUGCAGAAGCUAAAGAAUCCCGAGGCCAUCAAUGUGUACACCGAAGAGUUGCUUAACCUUCAUCGCGGCCAAGGACUAGACCUCUUCUGGCGUGAUACCCUCACCUGCCCCACCGAGGAAGAUUACCUUGAGAUGGUUGGGAACAAGACCGGCGGGCUCUUCCGUUUGGCCAUCAAACUCAUGCAAGCCGAGUCGAGCUUUCAAGGCGAUUGCGUGCCCCUGGUGAAUAUCAUGGGCAUCAUAUUCCAGAUCCAGGACGACUACAGAAACUUGUCAAGUCCAGAAUAUGGCAAGAACAAAGGGCUGUGCGAAGACUUGACAGAGGGAAAGUUCUCGUUCCUUAUCAUUCAUAGCAUACGCUCAAACCCCUCGAACCUCCAACUCCUGAAUAUCUUGAAGCAGAAGACGACGGAUGACGAAGUGAAACGAUAUGCUGUGAAAUACAUGGAGAGUACGGGGACUUUCGAAUAUACGGCCAAGGUUAUCUCAAUCUUGGUUGCGAGGGCAAGGAAAUUGGCGGACGAAAUCGACAGUGGCAAGGGGCAGAGCGUCAAAAUCCAGAAAAUAUUGGACAAGUUGGUUGUAUGAAGAGGAAACUGUGACAUGGUGGGCAGGCAAGGUCGUUUUAUCUCUUUCGUGUCGAGGGAAAAGACCCCCGUAGAGGAAAUGGAAUUUCUUGGUGGCACUGUAUUGGAGUUAAGGCCUGGAGUGGAGUGGAGUGGAUGUGAAAUGGCACGACUUUGGAUACCCUCGUUUCAUAGUCCCGGGAGGUUUAUUGUUGGCCCUUCAGUGGCACGACCCUUGAGUGGGUAACUUAGCUCAAAAUAUAAUAUAAUGAGACUUGACGUGAGCAUUUUGCUUGAUAGAUGUUUGUAUCUAGUUAUGUAGAGGCUUAGAUUGGUAGAUUUGUGAAUGCAGUUGGGUUCUUAGGUA